AUGACAACUAUCGAAUAUUCUCUGGAGUUCAUUUGUAAACGAAUUGCUUCUAUCGAUUUCGAAAAAGCGUCCAAACCCUUAAUUGUUGGUGUUAGUGGUCCACAAGGUUCAGGAAAGUCUUAUUUGGCCGAUAAAUUACCAACUAACCUUAAAGACAAGUUCCCCAGCUUAAAUAUCAUUCAAUUCCUGAUGGAUGACCUUUAUUUUACAAGAUAUCAUCAACAGAAAAUUACUGAAGAAGCUAUAAGAACCGAAAAUAAAUUGUUGCAAGGUAGAGGGUUACCAGGUACUCAUGAUUUGCUAUUGAUUCUCCGAGUAUUUGAACAGUUGAUUGGAAAUUAUUCUGAUAAAUCACAUUGGAAACCAGUUGAAAUUCCGGUGUAUGAUAAAUCUGCUUAUAAUGGUUUAGGUGAGAGAGCAGAUAAAUCACAAUGGCAAAUUGUUGACAUUCCUGCUGAUGUUAUUAUCUUUGAAGGUUGGUUCAAUGGAUUUUUGUCGCUUGAUCCUGAUCAAUUAAGAGUUGCAUAUUUCACUUCAAAAAUUGAUGGAAUUUUACAAAUGAAUCCUUAUUAUCAUAUUGAAGAGAUUAAUCGAGCUCUAAAAGAGUAUCGUAAGAUUUGGAAAUAUUUUGAUGAUUUCAUAAUUUUACAUACAAAUUCAAUUGAAAAUGUUUAUACUUGGAGAUUACAACAGGAACAAAAUUUAAUUGAACAAAAAGGUACUGGAAUGACUGAAAAUGAAGUAAAACAAUUUGUUGAUAGAUAUAUGCCAAUGUAUGUCUUGUAUUAUGAACGUUUAUGUGAAUCUGGAUUACCUAAUUGUCCAACUUUAAUCCUUUCAAUUGACUUGACUAGAAAAGUAAUCUCUACUCGUCAGGUUUGA
Messenger RNA from Hemisphaericaspora subhashii, 882 nucleotides. Its product is annotated as putative ATP-dependent kinase. Bases 1 to 882 code for a protein of 293 amino acids. Gene Ontology annotation, cellular component: cytoplasm. The record is from RefSeq and is a predicted model, not a curated record. NCBI's taxonomy places the organism in Eukaryota, Fungi, Ascomycota, Pichiomycetes, Serinales, Debaryomycetaceae. The transcript has a single exon.